ACUGCAAAGUCUAAUUCGACACGCUCCUCUCCGAGGGGCUCGCCUCGCCUCCUCCGCCCACGGCUCGUCGAUUCCUCUCUCAUCCAUCCCGCAACGACACCAACAAAAAAACAAACAUCGUCAACAAAAACCUCUCCGCCCAUCCGCUGGAGAACCGAACCUCGAAACCUCUACACACCUCGAGAAGCGAAGCCCACCCACUGCCCUCUCUCUUCGAUAACAUCUUUCAAGAUGGUCUCGACGCGGUCCUCCUCCCGCGCCCUCCCCAACGGCGUUGACGCCUCCUCCCCCUCGCCCUCCGCGUCCCCUUCUCCUUCCCCUCCGCGCGCCCGCACCCGCACCGCCGCCGCCGCCGCCGCCUCAUCCGUCGUCAUCCCGCCCGCCGCCCGCGACAAUGAAUCCACCCCGCCCCGAGGCUGGUCCCACGCGCCGACCCGCCUCACCCUCCUCUGGCUCGCCAUCUCGGUGCCGCUCGUCGCCUGGGACACAGGCUACGUCCUCCUGCGGCCCUGGUCCAUGCCGGGCGGUCACCUCCACUGGCCGCUGUGGGCCCCCUACGCGCUCUACGGCGAGGUCGACCACGUCUACGGCUGGAAGGCCUUCAACGCCCGCAACGGCUUCACCUCGGCCCAGGGCGCCCUCAACGCCGUCGAGAGCGUCAUGUACCUCGCCUACGUAUGGCUGUACUUCUCGCGCGGCAAAGCCGUCGAGGGCGGCCCCGCGGGCAGCGUGAAAAAGACCGUCGGCGGGAGGGCGGGCGGCCUGGCCAUUGUCAUCGGCUUCAGCGCCGCCGUCAUGACGUUGAGCAAGACGGUCCUAUACUGGGCGAACGAGUACUUCUCCGGCUUCGACAACAUCGGCCAUAACCCGUUCAUGGAUCUUUUGUUUCUCUGGAUCAUCCCCAACGGCGCCUGGCUCCUCGGCUCGGGCUACAUGAUGUUUUCCCUGGGCGGCGAAAUCGUCGACGGCCUGGCCCUGGCUUCCAAGACGACCAAGACCGAAUAGAUCCAUAAUCCGACACGCGACGCGCGAUUCGAAAUCUUUCGCCAUGUUUCGC
Colletotrichum destructivum is the source of this 1057-nucleotide messenger RNA. RefSeq lists its product as uncharacterized. The record is from RefSeq and is a predicted model, not a curated record. The transcript is spliced from 3 exons. Bases 232 to 1005 code for a protein of 257 amino acids. Lineage: Eukaryota; Fungi; Ascomycota; Sordariomycetes; Glomerellales; Glomerellaceae.